Cucurbitaria berberidis CBS 394.84 is the source of this 924-nucleotide messenger RNA. RefSeq lists its product as uncharacterized. Bases 1 to 924 code for a protein of 307 amino acids. The record is from RefSeq and is a predicted model, not a curated record. The transcript has a single exon. NCBI's taxonomy places the organism in Eukaryota, Fungi, Ascomycota, Dothideomycetes, Pleosporales, Cucurbitariaceae.
AUGGUUAUCAUAGGGAAAUCUCUGUUCCGAGCAAUCACCAGGGUGCUGGGACUAUCUUCCACCAAAAGAACAAGCCAAGAGUUGACUCUGGACUCGCCAUUCCAAUUGUUUCAAGAGGAUGAGGCUCGAUAUCGCUGUGCGAUCGGGCUCAAUGGCGGGACUACGACCCCCAUCGAGCCCAUACAUUUGGUUAUACUCUUAUCAGCUGUGACCGAGCCCGCAAUGUUGCUUCUCCUUACCAGCCGUAUAUGUCCUAUUAGCCCCCUUGGCGCGGUCAACGUUCGCAACAGAUUUGAGCUUCUUCGGCCAGAUCUCUGCAACCUAUCAUCAUUUAGAGCCCCGAAUCGAGCCAUUCUGUCCGCGAGAGUGCACAGUGAGCCAAGGUCUGUGAAGCGAGGCCUCGAGUACGAUCUCGAAGUCAGCAUCCUAGUUCCCAAUGAUGAUGGGGAAGGCAACGUGUCUGUAUUCCGACAGGUCUUUACUAUGUUGGAAUUCGGAAAGGUGGAAGUCUCUAGAGCUGAAGGACAGUCAAGAGAUAAGAAGACAUCCGUAGAGGAGCGACAGUCCUCGGAACUAGCUGUACACAUGUCAUUCUCUAGCAGUGACCCGUUGAGAUGGGCGGCGCUUUGCAAAGACUAUAACCUCAUCCACCUUUCUGGUAUCGCUGCAAGGCUCUUUGGUCUUCCUGGAAAGCUUGCGCACGGUAACCACGUCGUUGCAAAAGCGUUGCGGAGCCUCUUGGAGACACGCAGCAUUCAAUCAAAGGAUAAUGCGCCAGCGUGGAUGGAGGUGCAUUUCAAGAGACCUGUGGUCGUUCCAGCAAAGUUGCACGUAGAGUCAUUCUUGAAUAGUGCAACCACGACCGGAUUUGCCAUCACUCAUAACGGGCGAAGUUGUGUCACUGCUGAGUAUGGAAUCUUGUAG